UCAUCAGCUGGCGUAAUCUUGAUAUUUGCCAGCACAAGGAGGAGGAUGACGGCCUUUGAAGAGAUGGGAGUUAUGCCAGAAAUUGGCAAAGCUUUAGAAGAAAUGGGCUGGUUGUUGCCAACAGAUGUUCAGGCCGAGGCCAUUCCUAUGAUCCUGGGUGGCGGAGAUGUCUUAAUGGCAGCAGAAACGGGAAGUGGCAAAACUGGUGCGUUCUGUGUUCCCAUUCUCCAGAUAGUCCAUGAAACUCUGAGGGAUAUUAGAGAAGGUAAAGGUGGGAAGAUAUCCCAGAGAGCCACUACCAGUGCCAAGUGGAAGAUGAGUGUGUAUGAUCGAGGAGAUGCAUUGGCCAUUGAUCCAGAAGGGCUUCUUUGUCAAGCUCGGGAUGCAGGUGACUGGCAUGGAACAAGAAGCAACAAAGCGGUUGUCGGAGAGGGGAAGUAUUUCUAUGAAGCUACUGUCACAGACGAAGGACUGUGCAGGCUGGGAUGGUCCACUGAUAAAGCUACUCUGAAUCUAGGAAUUGAUAAAUUUGGGUGGGGAUUUGGUGGAACUGGUAAGAAGUCUCAUGGAAAGCAGUUUGAUUCUUAUGGCGAACCUUUUGGAAUGAAUGAUGUAAUGGGAUGUUACCUUGACCUUGAUAACGGCAUGAUCAAAUGGUCCAAGAAUGGAGUUGACCUGGGAAAUGCGUACACAAUACCGGCGCAAUUGAGAAAUGAAAAGUUCUAUGCCGCUGUGGUGCUUAAGAAUGCUGAAAUGAAGUUUAACUUUGGAGACAGUCCCUUCAAGUAUCCACCUACAGGGGGCUAUAUCGGAUUGUCCAAGGCAAACCCCAGUUGCGUGGUGGAUUCCAGAAUCGUUGGUUCUGGAUCCUCUGCUGCGAAUUCUAAACCGGCACCUAAUGCCCCUCAGGCUAUUAUCAUAGAACCUUCAAGAGAACUUGCCGAGCAAACCCUGACCCAGUUACAGAAGUUCAAAACACACGUCACAAACCCAACAGUGAGUGAAUUACUGAUCAUUGGAGGUGUGAGUUCCAGAGAGCAGACAGACGCCUUGAUGAAAGGUGUGGACAUCGUAGUGGGCACUCCAGGUCGUCUGGAAGAUCUUAUCUCUACAGGUCAGCUAGCGCUACAUCAGGUCCGAUUUUUCGUUCUGGACGAGGCUGAUGGACUGUUACAGCAGGGCUACAGCCCGUUGAUAGAUCGCCUGCACAAACAGAUCCCUAAAGUUACCAACGACGGUAAGAGGCUUCAGAUGAUUGUCUGCAGUGCCACGCUGCACUCCUUUGACGUGAAGAAGAUGGCUGAGCGACUAAUGUACUUCCCCACGUGGAUUGACCUGAAAGGUCAGGAUGCGGUGCCCGAGACGGUGCAUCACGUUGUUUGCAUGGUGGAACCCAAAGAGGAUACAUCCUGGAUGAAUCUGAGGCAACACGUGACAACGGAUGGAGUUCAUCUGAAGGACAGGCUACAGCCAGGUUCUAACCAUGCGGAAACCCUGUCAGAAGCUGUGAAGAUCCUCAAGGGAGAGUACACUCUGAAGGCCAUAGAUGAACACAAAAUGGAGAAAGCCCUCAUAUUUUGCCGGACAAAGCUUGAUUGUGACAACUUGGAGAAGUAUAUGGUGGAAAGGAACAAGAGUAACUAUACCUGCGUUUGCCUCCACGGUGAUCGCAAACCUCAGGAACGUAAAGCCAAUCUUCAAAAAUUUAAGGACGGCAAAGUUCGUUUUUUGAUUUGCACUGAUGUGGCUGCCCGCGGCAUCGAUAUUACAGGCCUCCCCAAUGUAAUCAACGUCACCCUGCCAGACGAAAAACAGAACUACAUCCAUCGCAUUGGUCGCGUUGGCCGAGCUGAGAGGAUGGGUUUGGCAAUCUCACUGGUGGCCAGCGUGAAGGAAAAGGUUUGGUAUCACUCCAACUGCAACAACCGAGGCAGAGGAUGCUACAACACGGACUUGACAGAUUACGGAGGAUGUUGUAUCUGGUACAACGAGCCACAGUUGCUCAAUGAAAUCCAAGACCAUCUUGACAUCACUAUCGAUAAGGUUGCACCAGAUAUGAAGGUUCCAGUCAAUGAGUUUGACGGCAAGGUGGUGUACGGGGAGAAGCGGAAAGUAGGCGGCAGCUUGUAUAAAGGUCACGUUGAGUUUUUGGCGCCAGCCGUUAGUGAUUUGGCCCAACUGGAGAAGCGCGCACAAUCUUCCUUCAUCAACCUGAAAUACAGGAAGCCAUUUGCUGCUCGUUGAUGAACUGAUUUUCUUUUUGAAUGAAACAUUCGUAAGUUGACCGACUUCACAUGUGUUUCGUCAUGUCAGAAUUAUGCUUUAUAUGCCACAGGGAAAAAGUCUUCUGCAAUAAUUUGGCCAGUAAAUUAAUGUUAUGUAAGCUAUUGUCAGUUGCGUUAAGACCUUUGAAAGGAACUGAUUUACAGCUAGGGGCAAGUUGUAGUUUUUUUGGUUCGCAUUUAAAGUCUGCAGAAGGAAUAAUUGGAAUCCUUUCUAAGUAUAUGAUUCACACAGCAGUGCUAUUUUUUUGUUUGACAUUUUAUGAAAUACAAUUUAUGCCUAACACGCGUUCAGAAAAAGUUCGGUUUGACGUGUUGACUUGUAAGAAAUUGUCUCUUGGCAGAAGCAAAUCUGUGUCUGUUAUGUAGUUGCUUGCUUGGUUGGGUUUUGUAUAUAAAGGCUGCUUUCAACGUUAAAGUCAUCUCAAGAUGACGGUGUCUCCAUGUAGAAUGCCUGCCCCAAUGCCGACACCAAGUAUAACGCACCAUGCAUGCAUUCAGUGAAUGUCCCAUUAUGCCUUUAUAUAAACUGCCAAACUAAUAUUUGGUAAUGACGCGAUCGAAUAUUAACUAAUUUGAUUAUUUUUUUACCUUCGGAAAAGGCCUGGGUACAGAUUGCGCAUGUAGUGAUGUAAAUUUAAAUGUGGAUUGAACUCAAAAAUCCAACUUAAACUCUUAACAAAACACCAAUGUGAGAAUAAUAUGGAGGGAUGCCAUUCAGCUUUAAUCCGUCUGUGAGUUCUCUUCUGAUAUAUACAUGUGAACAUGUUAAAAUAUAUGUAAAUCACACAUCAGUGGGGUGGAGAGGCAAUUUCAAGGCAAUGCAGCACAAGCAAUUCAGGCCUAAGCUGUGUUGGAUAUAUUGUUUAUUCCUCUGUAUGUCAUGACGUUUUGUUACGGAAACUGGUCAUUUCAGCUUGAACCCGGGUCACCAUGCAUUAAUCCACAAAAUGCAACCCACUUUUCAGCUUAG
Liolophura sinensis is the source of this 3255-nucleotide messenger RNA. RefSeq names its product ATP-dependent RNA helicase DDX1-like. The transcript has 2 exons. The coding region runs from base 46 to 2244 and encodes 732 amino acids. NCBI's taxonomy places the organism in Eukaryota, Metazoa, Mollusca, Polyplacophora, Chitonida, Chitonidae. The record is from RefSeq and is a predicted model, not a curated record. Gene Ontology annotation, molecular function: RNA helicase activity; nucleic acid binding; protein binding.